CUAUCUACGAAACUCCCUAGCUAGACCCCACCGAGCGCGAUCCAGCUUUCCAUGGUUGAAUGUAGCGCCUGCAGAUCUUGCCACAAGAUCAAGGCCCCCGCCGCUCGCCAUCGGAAAACCACAUAGCAUGUUCCAAAAUCUCACGGGCGCCAGGGGCCGAAGCUCUCGGCCUGAGGCCUUUAUCAGCCGACGGACGCCACUCUACGCUGAGCUCAGCUCUUCUGAAGAGUCGAUAUUAACUGAAGAAUACGAGGUGUUAUUAUCACAAUUCACGAGGCAUUCUUCUUCGCACAAACCACAGAAGUCUCCGCUGACCCCUGGCGCCCUGGACAAUAAUGGCACCCCAGACGGUACUGGACAGACUCGAGGCAACUCCAACUUCAUCGCAGCCCAACACGAUGAUGGCAAUCCUCCACCCAGGAACCAUACAAAAUCGCCCCAGCCCCGUCCGAAACACUCCCGACCACCAACUGAACCAACGCGGCGGACCUUUCGGAGCACAGGAGCAACGGAAACGCACGUUUCUGGGAUAGCGACCCAGCAGGCUGAUAGCAAUCCUUCGUCCAGGAACCAUAACAAGUCACCACAACCCCGACGGAAGCUCUCACGACCACCAAGCGAAUCAGCCGAACCAACACGGACUUUCCGGAGCACAGGAGCAACGGAAAGGCAGGUCUCUGGGGUAGCAACUCGACAGCACGAUAGCAAUCCUUCGUCUAGGAACCAUACCAGGUCACCACAACUCCGACAGCAGCACCCACGACCCCCAACUGAACCAUCACGGACCUUCCGGAGCACAGUAACACCGGAAACACUCGUUACUGGUCGUAAGCGUGCGGGAUCGAAAGAUUCACGACCGUUGCAUGUGGACAAAUCUCAAGGACCUUCGAAGCUCAGAUCACUGGGUCGAGGAUCCCCGAUUCGGCGGUCUACACGCGCGAGGAACGAGCCGGUUAAUUAUUACCAGUGUCCGAAUUUUUUCGAUGAUCUUGACGAAGGAGUCUCUAUGAAUGAGGCACUGCCUACAGAUCACCCGCUUGACACAUCACAUGAACGUGGCAGAACCAGUCCGUCUCGCUCCCCAUCCCAGCCUCGUGGCGAAGACCCAAUCGGCAACUCGACUGGCAUGCAAUAUGAAUUGAUAUAUUAUUCGUCUGAACUACAAGUCGCCAAAUGGUAUCUGAAAGGACCAGCCGAUAUGGAAGAUUUGAAACAUGCACGCUAUUCUCCACAAAGCAAUCCGGUUGAUUAUACCACGAGGGUUCAAAAUGGUGGUCCAUCGUUUCGUGAAGUGCCUCAUGUCGAUUUCCUCGAGCACGAAAUGAAAGCAAUUUUGGAUUUAUUACAGUUUUUUGGCUGCUGCCAGUCAGUGAGCCAUGAGAUGGCACCUGCUGAUCAAGUAAUACACCUUGUGAAAACAUCCAGCGUCCCGACAGGGUUUAGCAAACGGAUCAACCAAAUAAACAAGCUCGUCUCGUUGCUCACAAGGGCCCAGGCGAGCGAUUACACAUUGUGGCUUCUGGAUGCAAUAACUCCAACCACGCAACACCACCGGCAUGCUCGUGCUCAGCGGUAUCUUACCAAGGCUCUGGGACUGAAGGAUCCAAAUGCUUCUCUCUCGGAUUUCACCACAACGAUUAUGCAACUACCAACUUACUUUCCACAAGUAUCCAUCUUGAGCCGACGCAGGGGAUCCGACAUCGAUCUAUUCCUCGAGGACGCCAAACGAGGCAGUCUUCCAUCCGUCCCCAGUAAGAUCAUAGUCACCGACGUGAAACCGAGUAAUAGAUUGCAGUCUACUCGCGCGUCUCGGCGCUCGGCCACGCUCAAUCGAGUGUUGCAGGGCCGCGAGUUGGGCCACCGCGUGGAAGGCAAGCUUCGCCCACAGAUCAAAUCGCGCUUAAUCACUCACAGGACGUGGAAGGGGGCCUCGAACGAUGUAAAUGUUUUAGCCUGGUCUCCUGACGGAACCUGGUUCGCGGCAGGUGCCACGGCUUUAUGCGACGAACACAACAUGGACUACAACCGACGGAAUAAUCUGCUCGUGGGUGACUUGGUUAGCAAUUGCCUCGAGGAGCUGCCCGACCACUGGAUCUCUCGUCCGCGUACAAACAGCAGGAUACUGAAUGAUACGCCGCUUUUCAUGACGGUCACUGGUAUGCAAUGGUUCGAAGACGCACUCUUCACUUCAAGCUACGACAAGACUGUCAAAAUGUGGGAUUUUCCUCGACACAGGCCAAGAUGUUUGAAAACUUUUAUCCACGAUUCGAAAGUGGAAGUGAUGGCCCGGUCGAUUCUUCGAGGAAACCUUCUCGCAACUGGUACCCAUCGCAUUGGAUUAUGGCAGAUCGACUCGUCAAGAUAUACGCCUCUUGAGGCGUCCUCGAAGAAAUGCCCUGAAAUGAUCUCGACCUCAUUGGUGUGGGGAACACUCAAUGCGACGAAGGACUUUCUGCUUGCCGGUAUGUCUGAAAAAGAAGACGGUGUGUCGCAAAAUGGGCUUCUCGCAUCCUGGCGUAUUGGCGAGGCAUCCGCAACGCCUAUACAAUUCUCCCACUGUUCACAGAAUAUCUUCGAUAUCAAAUGGCAUCCAACGAUCCCCUACUUUGCAACUGCAAGCUCCGUGGGGAAUGGAAGGGCGGGGAUGGCCUCCAGGGACACACGGUCCGUUGUUCGCCUUUACCAACCACUGCUAUCUAAGAACCGGACGCACGAGUUCGAGUGUCCCGCGUUGGACGUCAACGAUGUGACUUUCUGCCCGCUCAAUCCCAACUAUCUGACGGCGAGCUGCACGGACGGGGCAAUUUACGCCUGGGAUAUCCGCAAGGAAAAUCAGCUGCUUCACAAGCUCCAACACGGUACCCCCCUAAACCCAAUUGACGAGACUCUCCCAAGGGAAGAGGCAGACGUGGGGGUCAGGAUGACCGUCUGGGGGGAUGAUAUGGACACCUUGUAUACAGGCGCCUCUGAUGGCGUGGUGAAACGUUGGAAUAUCCUUAGAUCCCCCGAAGAUACCCUGGUCAGAGACGAGGUCAAUUUGCAGGGGGGGGUGAUGUGCGGUGCCUUCUCAGAAGACAAAUCCAAUCUCCUCAUAGGAGAUUCCGCUGGUGCCCUUCACAUACUAUCACCGGGUCCUUUCUCCGCGGAUGAGAUUGCCAUGGAGUAUAAGGGGGCGUCAGAGGCAUCUUCGUCCCAACACGAACCCGAUACCGAGUCGGGUAUCUCCUUUGCGGAAGACCUCCUGGCCUCAGGUGAACUCGUACGGCACCCAACUUAUGGCGUCGGCAAAGGUCCACACUACAAAGGUCCUUUCGCCGCCUGGGCUCGGCCAGAAAGAACACCUCCAGACCAGAUGUCGAGAGUCAAUCUGAGGAAAGAGUAUCAAGUGCUGCAGCUUGAAGGGCCCCCGCUGGAACGUCGCCCAGGGCUGAACGAGCAGGCUCGCCGGGAUCAUGCUGCUCGCGUCCAACUCUCUCGAAUGCGCAAUCGACGACAAAACGAAGGCAAACGAAAACAUGAGAGUUCGGCAAUUGGCUAUCAAGACUCUCCUCAAGACUAUUCUCAAGAUCUCCCUCAAGACAAUUUCAUCAACCUCUGCAGUGAUGAAGAUGAAGACAUCAAACCUAUCAAGCUGGCGGCUAAGCGGCCCACGACAGAUAUCCCCGAACUCAUUGAUCUUACAAGUGACACUGAUGAAGCAACGCUAUCGUCUUUCCGCACGGAUCCUCUACAUUCGAGUGAAAGACCUCUCACCGAGGUCAGUGGGGCCCUAGAGGAGUUGGAAGAGAAAUUGGAGGAUGACCAUUGGUGGCCAGAGAACUCUACUGUUGAUGCGAAUAUUCCAUGAAGCGCUUCUCCCUGUACGCUUGAGAUGGAUUUCAUAUUUUCUGCUUUUCAAAGAUACCCCCUGUUUAUGACCACGCUUUUGAGCCUGAGUCUGUAAUUG
This is a messenger RNA of Aspergillus campestris IBT 28561, 3946 nucleotides long. RefSeq names its product WD repeat protein. Gene Ontology annotation, cellular component: TORC2 complex; TORC1 complex. Lineage: Eukaryota; Fungi; Ascomycota; Eurotiomycetes; Eurotiales; Aspergillaceae. Gene Ontology annotation, molecular function: protein binding. Gene Ontology annotation, biological process: regulation of actin cytoskeleton organization; TOR signaling. The record is from RefSeq and is a predicted model, not a curated record. The transcript has 3 exons. Bases 128 to 3847 code for a protein of 1239 amino acids.